UGUAUUCCUUCAUGCAGUGUGCAGGAGGAGGGAGAGGAGAGGAGAGCUCUGUAUUCCUUCAUUCAGUUUUGGAGUCCCGAGUAUGUUGUUAUCUUGGAGGAAGUGCAGGAUUGCACCCACAGGGGGCGUAGCGUUUGGGGUGUAUCUGCUUAUUGCUUCCUCUCUGCUGGGGCUGAGGCACUGCUAGCUACCUUGUUCUCUGUUCACACGCCUCUUUAUAGAGGUGCGCGCUGAUCAAUCCUCUCCCAAUCGCACGUUUAAUCAGACUAAAAGAAGCAAUCCAAGCUCGGGUAGCGUUUGAAAUUGGAAAGAUAACAACGCUGUGGCAAAAUAUCAAGUCAAACUAAACGCUAGUUGGAAAAAGAGUUAUUUUUUUAAACUCCAGACUGCGGUUCAGUGUAAAACGUCUACUGUGGGCUUCCUGUGAAUGGCUGGAGCAACGUCAAGAUUUGCACUGAGCGUUAAAAUUAGGGAUCCUUGUUUUGGAUUACUGACAGGUUAUUGAAGAAGCAAAGCGGCUUGACUCUGAGUCUGUUGUCAGCACUCGAUAGCUGGUCGAAAUCAGUAGCGUUAACCUGUUGUAAUGUUGCAAUGCAUUGUCCUGUUGUUACAGUAUUUGCACUGUUAAGAUUGUUUUCGAAAUAUUAUUUAUUAGAUUUGAAACCGAUUUUUUUAGGUUGCUGUACGAUGGGCGUUAUCUGAUUCUGAACACACUACAGCAAAAAGAAAAAAAAUUAGUGUUUUUCACAAUAUUAUGCUGCUAUCUCUCCCUGGGCAUUGUUUGAACUCUUUGUGAACUCAGCUAAACUUUACUGACUUGCACUGCAACGCUGUCUGCUUGCGCACACACAUUUUGCGUUUUGCUCUUGGGAGUACAAGGGCCAAGAGUUCGGGUAAUCGAACAGACAGAAAGGUUGAGCCCUGUGUAUUCAGAUAGGAAACGAUUCGAAAUUCCCAUCCCUGAUCCUAAUAACAAACACUGUGAAACCAAUAUUCACCGUGCAAAAUAAGAACAGAAUUCCCAGCAAAUAAAGUGGGUGUUUUCUCUGGGGAAACAGACAAGGCAGAAUGUUUUUUAUAAGUACUUUGUUUUAUGAUUUAUUGAUUUCAGCGCUGUCCUUUUUUGUAGGAAAACUUGAUUUGUAAAAGAUUUGGUGGGGGAAUGAGUCCAACCAACACAGCACUUCGGCACGUGGCCUCAGUCUGGCUGUACAACAGAGAGGACAGGAAAUCAGGAUUAGUUCGUAGUUAUGUGUUUUUUUUUUUUUAAAUGGUUUGUAAAUUUAAUUUUCAGCUUUUUGACACACUGGCCCGUUUUCUGGGUCUCCGGGCCCUGGUUAAAGUCGAACCCCGGACCAACCCGGCUCUUUCUGGCCACUAGUUAAAAAAAACAAACCAAAAAAACUGAUUUAGUUUGGUAAACGUUAGUCCAGUACAGUUUGAAACCACUUUUUCAGAUCUAUGAUCGCCUGGGGAAUUGCAGACCCGCAGGGCUCUGAUCUUCUGCAGUGUUAGCUGGCCUGUUCUUUUAUUAGCUAACAGGGAACAGCAAACUACACCCCGCGUGUUCAUGUGUUUACUGAUGGUUUGUUAGUAGUUAAAUAGGUGGCCCUUCCAAUAAAAUACAUGCAUUGUUUUCAGGUUUCAGCUGCACGUCUUGCAAAGUAAGAAUAGACCGGAAGGUGACUGAUAUUUAAUUCCCAUAUCAAGUUGCAGUUCAGGACCGCGGCUCUAGCUUGUAAGCAGCCCGCUGAUCGCGGUGAACGGCGCACGAGACAGAGAAGUCAAGGAUGAACCGAUCUGCCUUUCCUGCCCCUGGUUGAGACGUUGUCGCGGUGUCCUGUGCAUUGCUGGGCCACGCAGCGGAUGAAGAUGCGACGGCACAGAGUGUUCUUGCUGUGUACUGUGGGACUGUGUCUCAUCUCCUUCCUGCAUUACUACAAGGCUCUGCACUACGUGACCCUCCUGCGAGAGCUCUCCUCCCCGUACCCCAACAUCAAGUCCUUCUUCAUGGUGUCGGAGUUCUUCUGGAAGCAGGGGGGCACCCCCCUGGGCAGAGUGGAGCCCGAGGAGGCCCCCCAACUCCUGCGCACCCCCUCUUACAUCAGGGAGCUCCCGCUGGUCCAGAGAGAGGAGAACGAGCCCGCGCAGGGGCUCAAGGGACCCAGGCGAGCGGAUCGGACUGGGGCAGAGCGAGGAGGUGCUCGGCUGCCACGUCCCGAACAGGUCUUAAAUCUGGACCCCAACACCCAGCCUCCUGCUGAGGACGCCUCUGAGCGGCAGAGAGGAGCCCCCCAGCCGGACCCUCCUGGGGGCGCCCCGGAGACGAUCUCCGACCUGCACAGGAGACCCUUCGUCCUCCAGGACAAGCCCAACACCUACUUCACCCGCACCAAGGCUGGAGCCCACUGCUUCCGGCAGGGCACAGAGACGGCAGAGCGAGAGGGGCAGACCCCCCCCGCCAAGCCAGCGCGUCGCCAGCUGCUGUUCAAGCAGCAGGAGGAGGAGGAGGAGGUGGCGGGCCCCAGGCUCUCGAGAAUGAAACGCGGCCGGCGCUUGGUGAAGUGCGUGUGCCGGCCCGGCUGGCACGGGCCGUCCUGCGGGGUGCCCACCGUGGUGCAGCACUCCAACCUGCCCACCAAAGAGAGGCUGGCCCCCCGGGACAGGCCGCGGCGCGUCAUCAACGCCAUCAACGUGAACCACGAGUUCGACCUGCUCCACGCGCGCUUCCACGAGCUCGCCGACGCCGUGGACGUCUUCGCGGUGUGCGAGUCCAACUUCACCGCCUACGGGGAGCGCCGGCCUUUGCACUUCCUGCGCCAGCUUCUGAACGGGACCUACGACUACAUCCGGCACAAGAUCCUCUACGUGUUUCUGGACCACUUCCCCGAGGGGGGGCGGCAGGACGGCUGGGUCGCGGACGACUACCUCCGCACGUUCCUGACGCGGGACAGCGUCCGGAGGAUUCAGGGCCUGCGGGGGGACGACGUCUUCAUCAUCAACGACGCGGACGAGGUCCCCGCGCGCGAGGGUGUCCUGUUCCUGAAGCUCUUCGACGGCUGGACCGAGCCGUUCGCCAUCCACAUGCGCAAGUCCCUGUACGGGUUCUUCUGGAAGCAGCCCGGCUCGCUGGAGGUGGUGUCCGGCUGCACUGUCGCCAUGCUCAGGGCGGUGUACGAGACCGACGGCAUCAAGCUGAGGAGGCGGGAGUACUACACCCUGCCGGCCUUCCGCGCCUACGAGAACGACACCGGCCACAUCCUGGUGCAGUGGUCCCUCGGCAGCCCGUUCCACUUCGCCGGCUGGCACUGUUCAUGGUGCUUCCGGCCCGAGGGGAUCUAUUUGAAACUGGUCUCGGCGCAGAACGGGGACUUCCCGCGCUGGGGGGACUACGAGGAGAAGAAAGACCUGAACUACAUUCAGCAGCUGAUUCGUACGGGAGGCUGGUUCGACGGCUCGGUGCAGGAGUACCCCCCCGCCGACCCCAAGGAGCACAUGUACGCCCCAAGGUACCUGCUGAGGAACCCCAAGAAGUACCAGUACAUGCUGGAAAACCCGUACAGGAGGGAGGGAGGGGGGUGAGGCACGGGGGAAAGGGACGAAGCCCACCCUUAACAAAAACAAAUAACCGCUCCGCAGAGAGAAGUGUCCCGUGGAGGAAUCUGAAGGGGGGGGGGGGGGGGUUUGGGGAGGGUUAGGGGUGACAGCUCUGAGUUUUUAAUUAUUUUUGAAACGUUUAAAACUGCCAGGUGUAAUUUUGUUUCAAUUCUUGUGAUUUUCUCCAUCAGCUUCUGUUGCUUUUUCUUUGGAACGCACGGCUAGUUUGAGCCGCGGCUGUUUUUAAAGACCGGUCAGAGAGAUAUUUAUAACUGCACUGAAAAACAGAGGACAGGACUGGACAGAGUUCAGAUUCAGCACCAGGACAGUUAACCACGUCUAGCUAAAGUAGUCUGAUUCCCAGGUCUUACAGGACUGUCAGAAAUACGACCCGUAUAUUUCCAACAGCAGUUUGAAAAGUACUACAAAAUAUUACAGCGUGUGAUCAUUCAGGAUCACAGGUUUCUCUUCGAAUCAACACUGAGCAAUCUCUCUUCGUUGAAGUGAAACUAGACCGCAGACUCUGCCCGUUUCUGCCCGUUGGAGUACGGAGUCCGAAGGUCUGCCAGAGGCGGCAGGCUGCACGCAAGUGAAGAGGUGGAGCCGCCCACUCCUGUUACAUCACUGAAGCAGUCGCUGAGGAUAGCGAAAGAAGUGGAGGAGCCGUGUUUCAGCGGCUCGCUCUGUCCUCAACUCUAACGGCAGUGCGUGGAUCAGAAAGUCCGUUUUCACAGAGGUCUCCAAACCCGGCGCACGUCGGCUUUGAGCCCUCGCCAGCCGUGAUCUUAGCUCGCGUUGGGUAAUCAGAGGAGGUCGCGGUCAAUAUUGAAACAGCCGUGUGCUUUGGAACUUUGUUGCGCAACUCUGAUAAUGGGCAGCUCAAAACAAACCUCUUUUGAGAGAGAGAGAGAGAGAGAGAGAGAGAGUUACUGCAAAGCUAGGCUCGGUGUGAUGUUUAAACUGUUCCCUGUCUCCUGAAACGCGCCCAGGCCUGCCUGCGUGGUUAGGGUCCUCCCUUCUACUGAAGUAAUUGAGUUUAAAGGGAGUAAACUGUAUGCAAAGGGGAGGUGGGUGUGUUUGCUUAUUCGCUUCAAAAAAUGCCUCCCUUGUAACCCCCCCAAAAUUUUUCUUAUUCUCUCCUGGAUUAAGUGGGUGUAGUCAGAGCCGUAUCCCACAAUCAAAACGAUUGUCCGUUAGCACUUCCUGUGGAAACUGUUGACGUGCCAGUUUGUGUACAUUGUCCGAAGCACCUUCUGCUACUAGCUGCAGCAGGCGUGACUAUUAGGGAAAGCAUAGCUGAAAGAGCACUGGAGAAAAACACACAAGCUGGUUCAACAUGAGCGUUUCACAAGAGCUGCAUAAUCUUUAGAAAAACAAAGCGUCGCCUACGAAAAGGGAAGUCAGCUUCACGAAUUUUCCAUUUGAAACUCUGAGUGCCUCUCUACUGAUGUUUCUGUUUUAGGUUUACUGUUCUUUCCCAGUCCAGUGAAAACACAGCUUGGAUCAGUGCUGAACGAUCUUCAGUGUACAGCUCUGGGCAAAGGUUUGCAUCGCCUACGAGUUUAGGACCGAGACAAAAAAAAAUUACAAAAAAACCAACAAACUCUGAGCAUAAUGGAGAUCUUGUGUUUAUAUGGAAAACUACAAAGCGGUAUGUGAUUCAAUAACAUUAUUCUGCAGCUUUCAUUCAACUUUAUGAAGCAAAAUGAGUCAAUACUGUAUUUGAAGUAUUGUGGAUCAUCCUCGUGUUACGGCAUCAUGUGAAACGCUUUGGGGUGGUCUUCCACUAUGAAAGGCGCUAUAUAAGAAAUAAAGAUUGAGGGCGCUCCAGUGAAGGCGCUCUGCGUGAGGGCAGGGUGCCCCCUAUAGUCUGGGCAUCGCCGGUUCCAGUCCGGGCUAUUCCAGAGACUGUGGACGGGAGUUCCCACGAGGUGGCGCGCAAUUGGCUAAGCGUCGCUGGGGAGGGGAGGGGCUUAGGUCAGCCAAUAGAAUCAAUCAAUUGAUGAGUGAUCGAUUCUAUUGGGUGAUGCAAAACCUUUGUCCAUAGCUGUAUGAUGCUUCCCCAGGGGGGGGGGUGCAGUUCCCGGCUCAACUCGAAUAUGCCCGUCCCCCCACCUCACCCCCCCCCUCAGCCAGCCUUGAGGAGGCUUUUCAGAAGCAGUGUUCUCUUGCUGGGAUAGUCAGCCUGACACAGACCCUUCUAACAGUUCCCCCCACAGUGAAAGUGUAGUGGAAGCCCGGUAAAGCAUGGACAAUGACCGUUCCCUCUGACUGCAGUAAACUUUGAUGAGAUUGCUGAUCUAAACAGAGAAUAUGAGAUAUUUAAAGAGAAACCAGCAGGGGGCGGCCUGUUGGAAAGGGGCGGGGAAGUAUUUAACGAGAUCGCUUUUUACAGAAUGUUUCUACUGAUUUGAUUGUGUUUUGUGUGUGUGUGUGUGUGUGUUCUAAUUUAUCUCGAAGCCGGGAUUUUAAAAAGGUACAGAGACUUUUCAGGCGUAAGAAAGGACGGAGCCCAGAGAAGAAUACAUCAGCUCCGCGGACAUCAGCGCGAGACCUUCUGAGAUAUCCUGGACGGCUUGCAAGAAUACCAGGAAUACUGCACAGGCUGCCCCUGUCUGUAUCCCAUUGAAUUAAUAGACAAUUGAGCCACUGCAAUGCCAUAUUUAAUGUGUGUGGCUGUUUCAGUGACUCUCCACACUGUCACAGUAGCAACGUUAUGAUAAGGGACAGUUAUAUUAUAACCACUGCACUUAUUAGACUUAUUAGCGUCUGUAGUUUUGAUCUGUUGUGCGUAUAAAAUCAAAACCACUAGAACUGAUAAUCUUGGAAGCAUUGUUAAAAGGGACUAGAUUAUUGAUUGGCUAAUUUAAUUGAUAACCUUCAGCGGUCCGUUUAGUCAGCGCUCGCCAGGGCGCCUCGGGGUCCGGUCUAUUUUCACCCGCGCUGUUUAAAAUAUUUUCAGAGUGAAACAGGUUUAAAAGGCGCUCAGCACUGCGUCUCCAGCCAAGCCCCAGCCCUUGUUCUCUGUUCACACGCCUCUUUAUAGACGUGCGCGCUGAUCAAUCCUCUCCCGAUCGCUCGUUUCAUCACCAAACCCCUCAAUAACGCGAUCUGAGUCGUUAUUUUAUUCCUGUAACAUCUCUAAACGCUCUGCAGGUGUCUGUGAUGUUCUUUGAGCGCUGGGUGCAGAAGCAGCUCUCUCCUUUGUUUGUGUCCGUGUUAUCUCUGUGGUGCAGGGGGGGGGCUAUCAGACACGCCCCUUUUUUGGGGGGGCUCCUAUCGGUCUCACUCGGCCAUUGAAAGGUUUUCUCUGCUUUUCCGGAGGAAAAAAACGACUAGAGACCCGGGCUUGACGUCUUUCUGAUGAUGUGGGGCAGGGUCCAGGCAUCGGACCGGAAAGGGAACGUUGUAAUUUCGGACCUGGUCCCACACAGGACCGCAGAGGGUUAAGCUGUCAGUGGAGUUCCCGCUGUUUCCUGAAUUAAACCCUUUUCAUUGUUUUAACUUAUUAAAAAAAUUAAUAAUUUAACCUACAAUUAUAAAAGAGUGAAUAAAGCAAUAUGGUACCCAUAAAGACCUUUAAAUAACUCAUGAAGCGAAUAAAGUCUGCUCAGCGCCAGAAGGGCAUUAUACUAACUCUCCCAGCGCACAGUGCAGAGAGUAACCAAGAGCAAUUCUGGAAAUAGAUCUGCUGUGCAUGACAGUAUAUUUCUAUAGUGUGUGCAUUUUGUUUUGUGUGAUCCCUCCACGCGGAGGAACGCCCAGCUUUGCCAGUCGGGUGAGAGUGGAGCGGUAGAGCCGACUCCUCUCCUAAGAGUUUACACUGGGUUGAAGAUUUGAAUUGGGUCCUGGGACACUGUGAUUGCACUGGUUUGGGGUCUUGUUAUCCUGGAGUGUGUUUUACAAAAGGGCUCUGCGUUUGCGGGGUCAGGUUUUAGGUUUGUGCCAAACACAAAUAUCCUUGUUUUGUUGUCUUUGCCAAUUCCUGGAAGGGCUUAGCGGAGUAGGGUGGGGGGGGAGAGGGGGUCAAACAAUUCAGACGGACGUCUGCAGAGAGGGUUCGGCCCAGUAGGAGGCGCUGUGGAGCAGCUGUAACCCUGCGCUCGACACACAAGAGAAGCUCGGCUCCCACUGCAGCGACCGCUGUCUUGCAUGCAGACGCUGUGACCGCUGUGAAUUAGAGUCAACAGCCUUGAAAUUUGAGAGCGGUACUCUGCCUCUUUGCUCGGGCUGUCCUUUACGGAUGGAAGCUGGGUGGGGUUUGCGAGAAACCCGUACGGCCUUUCAGAUCUUCAUGUUGAAGGGUAGUUUUGUAUAAAACGUUUUGUGUGGAGCACUGUUUUGUUUCAAUGAUGCACUGAGAAGGGGUCUGAUCAAUGUAUUGUUCUUUUAUAUAUCGGUUUGACUUAUUAACUAAUGUUAACAUGGAAUCAAACCUGGGCAUCACCAUGAACUGGGGGGGGCAUAUCAAAUAUCUACCCCUAUAUGGGGGCGGGGGGGGAACUUUUGUAAAGUUCCUGGUUCAGCAACCUUAAAGUGAUCUACGAAUUGACAAAAUCAGUUUAUCGGAAAGUAAGCAAGCGCUCUGUUUUACAGCAAAGCUCUGCAGGGGUGGUGUUAGGGGAUGGUAUCGCGAUUAGCAGUCCGUCUGGAGUAGAGGCAGCCCAAAACUGCGGAGAAGGGAACUCCCGGGACUUCGCACUCGUCCACAGAGUCGUCCACAUCGGCAGCUUGGCUUCUGCUCGGUUCUGAGUCUGUGAAAUGAACAGCCCUUUCGUCUCCUUUUAAACAGCGCGACUUCAUUAAACGCUGGGGUUGAGGGUUCGAGAAUGUGGCCCAGCGAGAAGUCUUGCGCGGUGUCGUGUCUUUGAUUGACAGUUUCUACAGAUCUGUCAGAGAGGCUCGAUUGCACUGAAGGCACGUCGGCUGUCAGUUGGUGUUAUUUUUACUUGAUUUGCGUUUUUUAAAUCGGCCAUUAUUAACGCAAAUACUGAACCCAGAAGAUGAAUCAGAUUUCCGCAGUUCCUUGCAGGUUGGGACUGCCUCUAGACACGAGGUUCGCAGACAACGUGCUCGCAGACUUUCGAUAAACGGCCCCCCGGUUUUGCGCGGGGGGUGUACGUGUUUAUUUUAGCUGCUGUGCCAUUACAGUGCAAAAGGUCGACUCAGCUGAUAAAGACGCAGGGAUAUAUCUACAUAUGUUUUUGGUCUUCUGCGGACGACGCAGCUAAGGCGUUUUGAGCCUGUUGGAAAAGAUGAAGUUUUACAAAUAAUACUAAAUAUGUUUUAUUUUUAAUCAGUAACUAGAGUAAAUUAUCAAAAGCUACUGUUCUGUAUAUGACUGGUUGUAUGUUAACCUUGCAAAAAAGAUUAUAUGAAAAGAAAUAUAAUAAAUUAAUUUUAAAAUUUUA
Messenger RNA from Polyodon spathula (Mississippi paddlefish), 9008 nucleotides. It is a transcript of the gene mgat3b, whose product is annotated as beta-1,4-mannosyl-glycoprotein 4-beta-N-acetylglucosaminyltransferase b. Lineage: Eukaryota; Metazoa; Chordata; Actinopteri; Acipenseriformes; Polyodontidae. Gene Ontology annotation, molecular function: beta-1,4-mannosylglycoprotein 4-beta-N-acetylglucosaminyltransferase activity. The coding region runs from base 1867 to 3582 and encodes 571 amino acids. The transcript is spliced from 3 exons. The record is from RefSeq and is a predicted model, not a curated record. Gene Ontology annotation, biological process: protein N-linked glycosylation; N-acetylglucosamine metabolic process. Gene Ontology annotation, cellular component: membrane.